Molecule: messenger RNA, 3532 nt
Organism: Synchiropus splendidus (mandarinfish)
Lineage: Eukaryota; Metazoa; Chordata; Actinopteri; Syngnathiformes; Callionymidae
Gene: slain1a
Product: SLAIN motif family, member 1a
Exons: 8
Coding region: 1581-2873 (430 amino acids)
Biological process (GO): microtubule nucleation; cytoplasmic microtubule organization; positive regulation of microtubule polymerization
Cellular component (GO): microtubule plus-end
Source: RefSeq, a predicted model, not a curated record
AUUAACUGUCCACAUCUGUCUCUGCCCCAUAAGCUGAGACACAUGUUGCUCAACGUGUCUCGAAGAUCAUGUGAUCACUCAGUCCACCGUGAGUUGGCACCGACCUGUUUGCGUACGAACUGUUGGUUCUUUGUUAUCCUUUCCUAAAGAUGCACAACCAGUUAAAUGGCAGGAAAUAUGACAUUUUGACGGACCUAAGAAUGUUAUUCUAAUUAUUCAUAUUUCACAUUAAUAACAGAGCCGUCGACGUUGGACUCACAACAACUCAUAAAUCUUGUGAUAUUUACCGGUCACGGUCUGACAGGUUCUCGACGAACGGAGAGGGAACUGGUCGCCAUGGCAACCGGGCUUACAUUAACAGUACAGAGAAGCAGAGCUGCGGUUGCUCCCUGCUUUAACAUGCAGCAGAAGAAACCGUGUGGAAGCGCAUCUCUGAGUGUGUGCCCUAAUUCUAAAUUUGUAUUUUAGAUCCAUUAUUGAUGCGCUGGAGAUGUGGCAACAGUUGAGCAAGCAGGGUCUCCGUCAUUUUGGUUUCUGAUUCUUUCUCAGGGCUCCUCUCGUCCUCUGGGUCAUGAAUACUUGCCUGUUAGCUUUGUUAUUUGUCCAACAAGCUCUGAAUGCCGGUGUUUACUUCUGCUGCCUAAUUGUGUUAGGAAUACCAAAUGCUGCUCUUUGUGAGGUCGUCCACUGGCAAACAAAACACUCACUUGUUUGGUGUGUUGUCGUGGACUGGUUUGAUGUUUGUUUCUCCGUCACUGAUCUCAGGCAGACGACGGUCAGACAGAUCGUACAUGCAAUCGUUGGUUUGAAAAUUUGGUCCCAGAAAUGUGAGGUGUGUUAAGGCAUUUAUCAGAGAUCAUCCGAAUCAUGCAUCAACGCAUUAGUGGUGGGACUUUAAGAAGAUAAUUAUGAUUCAUUAAUUACAAAAAAUAAUAAUUUAAUUGAACAGUUUCCUCUCCAGACAACAGGGAACCUUUGUCAGUGCAGGAGUUCCUGCUCCACUGAUCACAGCUAGGAUGAGAACAACAACAACAAACAUGGAGGAAUCCCUGAACAAAAGCAAACAAAAGCAUCUGUUUGCUUUUACACUACUAUGAAUGGACUUGAAAUUCUUAUAAAAUUGAAUUUCUUAUACAAAUAUUUUCAAGACGUUCAAAGAGCUUUCGUUUAAAUCAGGUGAUAAAAAAACUUGAAUACAGUCACCAUGGUGAUUUAUUGCUCUAUUGUCAAACUGAUGCAAAAUAAACAAUAUUGUGUUGUUUAAAUGUAUGUAUGGCUCCAUCAUUUGAUUCAGUAAUAUACCAAAUUCAUUCAAAUUGAAAAAUGUAGCUUCUUGUGGCGAAUAUUCUUAUACCAUUAAACUGCGAUUAAUUGAGAUUUAAAAAAAUCUAAUCAUAUAUAUUUAUGAUGAAUAUAAGAGGAAUGAAAGUCAGGAGAAGGAAGAUAGGGAAGAUCAAAGUGGGAGAAUAAAGCAGGGAGUUACAUGGGGUUAAUCAUAAGAGCUACAGAUCAAUGGAGGUGGAGAAAAGAGUGCAGGCAGGGUGGACAUCAAGAGCAGCAGCAGGGGAAAGAGAAGCUUUAUGGCGAAGCGUUGGCGGAGCGUCUCCUCGGUCCGUCCGUACAGCUGCAUAGAGGGACUGUCCACCAUCAGCUGCCCUGUCCUGCCUUACUCUAAAUCUGCUGCACUAACCGAAUCCCCAGCUUCCCCGUCGGGUCUGUCCGUCCUGCAGCCGCCUCCCUCCGUCAGGCCGAGUUGCGGCCUCAGUGACAGGACGCCGACGUUCCUCUCCAACUCCAACAUGGGCCGCCGUCACGCAGCCGUCAGCCCUCAGUCAUCAGUGGACAGUGAGGCUGGCGUCUCAGAACUGGAAGAGGACUCCAUCAGCAUGAGCUACAAGUUGCAGGACAUGACCGACGUGGAGGUGAUGGCACGACUUCAGGAGGAGAGUCUCAGGCAAGACUGCGCCUCUACCUCGGCCUCGGCCAGUCGUCGCAGUUCCAGCUUCUCCCUCAACUCGCUGAGACGCAGUGAGAUGGAUUUAGAGGAAGAGGACGAGGAUGAUGAAGGCUACGACCAGCUGCCUCCUCCUCAACCUCGACUCUUCCGCACGGGCUCUAUGCAGCACGGGAGCUUGCGGCACUCCCACACCUUCUCCAGCAUCAGAGACUGCAGACGAAGCUCCGCCUCCUCGCAGUUCUCCCUCAGCGGGCUCUCUGGCUACUCCAGCGGCAGCAGCUUCGGCUUGAAUGCGGAAACGCCGGCAUCAUACAGGAGCAGUGCUGACAAGUUGCGCAGAAGCAUGCCCAACCUGAUCCGAGCCCCCAGCAUGCCAACCGUUCCUGCCGUAGAAUGCCCGACCUCCCCCGUCAACCCACCCUCCCAUGGCCCCUCCUCCCUGCCAAUGAUGUCCUCCCUGCGGACCAGCCAAAGCUUUGACUCGUCCAACGGGCUCAUCCGACUCCAGUCCUCCAUUCCGUCCCCUGGUCAGCUCACCCAGCGAGUCCAGAGCGUGGGGAACUUCCCCUCCACACCGCGGCCCCAACUCAAAGCAACAGCCUACGUCAGCCCCACGGUUCUGCAGGGUCCCACCACUCUGUCCACGUCCACGAGUCUCAACUCCAUCCCCAGCAGCUCAGUCCCACCUCAGCCCCUCAAACCAAGCGUCAGCUUGGCUCCGCAGCCUGUGAAAGGUAGCAGCAGCCAGUCUUCGAUCCCACGUAGCUCUCUCCCUCGACCUGCUUCCUUUGUGGGAAUCAGUGGAGUCCUACGCCCCAGCAAACUGGCUCAACCGCGCAGUUUGUUGACGCCUCCGAAGAGCCUCACCGCCCUGAGUGCCCUGAGAGAUGCGAGCUGGAAAGAUGGCUGCUACUGAAUCCAAAAGUUCUGGGCCUUAAAUCUGGCCAAGCUGAGCCAGUUUUGGACUGUGAAACAGAAGAGUGACUGUUACUGUUUUUCUAAAGCACCUGAGUGAAGUGGCGCAGGUCCAGCAGGCUGGAUCCUGCACCAAAAACUACCUGCUGAAACACAGACUGACACUUUCAAACAAACUGGCAAUAUCGUGGUAAUCUCUAGUUAAAUGUGACAUGGAUCCUCUUUGCUACGAUUUUGUUGUGGUGCGCAUAAACAAACACAGCUCUCGAAAAGUAUAACACAUUGCUUUUGUACAUGCUUUCUGACGACUCAUUUCACAAAUAUUGUUUUCUGUCUUGAGUGUUGUGUCAGAUGUGAACCUGAAACUGAAGUUUUGUAACAUCCUUGUGCCUGUGCGUAAUUGAUGUGACACAUAUUCAUUUAUAUUUAUUGAACUGACCUCGCAGCACUUUCAUCAGAAUAAUGAUUAACACUUUAAAAAGGUUCUUUGUUUGUGUUGAUGGCAAUUUCAAUGAUUUCAUUGGGCUAGUUUCUUUCCAUGGUUCUUUACAAGAAGCUGACGUUUCUAAAAAUGAUAGUUGCAAUGAUAUUGAUGAAAGUCCUCAUGCUUUCUACAUAUAAGAAGAAGGAACUUUUUUCAAUGGAAAUAAAAAGAUUUCG